AUGUCUUCUGUGACUUUUUUGGAAAAAUAUGACGAAAUAUUACAUUUCAGCUACGGCCUUUCGACAGGAAAGCCAUCCGAAAAGAACAUAUAUGCUGAUAUCAGAUCCGUAUAUGAUUUCGUAAUUCAAACGCGACGUGAUAAGAAGAUUGUGCUGCUUGGGUACAGUCUUGGUACAGCAGCUGUCACAGACCUGGCUGCUAGUGAUCCUGCAAGAGUCGUAGGGGUCGUGCUUGUUGCACCAUUUACAAGCGGCAUUCGUCUUUUCAGUAACCAGCCUACAAGAAACGAAAGCAGCAAGCUCGACAGGUUUUUAAUAUUUGAAAAGGUGCAUCGCAUCAAAGUGCCGGUAUUGGUAUGUCACGGUUAUCGUGACGAUGCGAUACCUGUUGAACAUGGGCUGGAGAUUCAAAGAAGAUCCAAACGAGCCGUACCGCCACUAAUUCUCCCUGAAGCCGACCAUGUAUCCAUAUUCAAUGGGAAAUUUCUUCACACGUACGUACGGAUACGAGAGUGA
Haemonchus placei is the source of this 516-nucleotide messenger RNA. Lineage: Eukaryota; Metazoa; Nematoda; Chromadorea; Rhabditida; Trichostrongylidae. The record is from the annotation of a GenBank genome assembly.